This is a messenger RNA of Priapulus caudatus, 1354 nucleotides long. Its product is annotated as solute carrier family 2, facilitated glucose transporter member 1-like. The transcript is spliced from 11 exons. Lineage: Eukaryota; Metazoa; Priapulida; Priapulimorpha; Priapulimorphida; Priapulidae. Bases 245 to 1354 code for a protein of 369 amino acids. Gene Ontology annotation, cellular component: membrane. Gene Ontology annotation, molecular function: hexose transmembrane transporter activity. Gene Ontology annotation, biological process: monosaccharide transmembrane transport. The record is from RefSeq and is a predicted model, not a curated record.
CAUUUCUUCGCGCGUAUAUUUAUAUCGUAACGGGAGUCUGAAGAAGAAUUGAGGGUUAUCACAGCCGUGCGGUGAAGCUCGGUAUUCACGGCAUCGUGACGGAAAUCGUCGUACCGUUCGAAGCUUGGUUCUAUAGGCUCGAUUUUCUACUUCCGCGCUGAUUCCACACAUAACCCAGCAGUUCUUAUUCGUAAAGCCUCGCCGAUAAGGCCAUCCGUGCCACAGGGCUUGUAGCCGGAACAAGAUGGGGUGUGGAAAUCCGUGUGUGGGAAUGACGUGGGCGCUGGCUCGGACAGCUAUCAUAGUUGUCAUAGGAACGACGUACUUGUUUGGGUACAACAUGGUCGUCAUCAACAAUCCUAAAAGGGUCUUGCAGAAUUUCUACAACACGUCGUAUGCUUCGCGGAAUGACGGCACACCGAUGUCAGAUAAAACCUUCACAGGUCUCUGGUCUUUCACGGCGGCCAUCUACUCAAUCGGUAUCCUGUCAGCGAGCUUCUUAACUGGACGCCUUGCUAAUAGGUUUGGCCGGAAACGACUGAUGCUGAUGAACAGUGUAGUAGUCUUAGCAGGCUGUCUGCUUAUGGGACUGUCAAAGAAAGCCAAUUCAUUCGAGAUGAUCAUUGUAGGUCGAUUGGUAUUCGGAUUGGCAGCAGGUUUCUCCUCGGUCGCAACCCUUUACUUUAUGGAGAUCUCACCACGCCAUCUUCGCGGUGCAAUGGGAGGACUCUACGAAUUUGGUUUCGCAACGUCUAUGUUAUUAUCUCAGCUGCUCGGUCUAGAAGAAGUAUUUGGCAAUGAAAAGUUUUGGACCCUCCUGCUGUGUAUAACUGCCAUCACUACCGUCUUCCAGCUGGUUUCGUUGCCAUUUAGUCCCGAAAGUCCACGAUUCCUCCUCUGCUCACAGCAAAAGGAAAAGGAGGCACUAGAGUCUUUGCAAUUCUUCCGUGGGACCACUGAUCCGGAAGAGCUGCGAGAGGAACUUGAGGAGUUAAGGCACGAGCAUCAAUCACAGAAAACUAGGCAAAACCUAAGCAUGCUGGAAAUCAUCAAAGAUCCAACACUUCGAAAUGCUCUGUAUGUCAGCUUUGCUGUCCACCUGUCUUUGCAAUUAGGCGGCGUGAUUCCUGUACUUUACUUCUCAACGCAUCUCUUCAACAAAGCAGGUGUUGCGUACGGAGAGUCAGCGCACGCUAGUCUGGGUAUCGGAUGCGUCAAGAUCCUAAUGAACCUCUUCAGCAUGUUUGUUAUUGAAAGGUUCGGCAGACGCUUGCCCGAGUUGGUCGGCUGCGGUGGACAGGCAAUCAUGCUGGUGCUUCUUACCAUUACGAUGCACGACAGCUUCACGGUCUAA